Seminavis robusta is the source of this 1242-nucleotide messenger RNA. Lineage: Eukaryota; Bacillariophyta; Bacillariophyceae; Naviculales; Naviculaceae. The record is from the annotation of a GenBank genome assembly.
AUGGCAACAUCCAUGGCGACUACUAUGCUGACGAUGAAGCCAACCCGUCUCAGCUUUAUCAGCGAAUCGAGCGAUGGCCUGGAAUCAGCAGACACAUGGGCCACUGAAGACAGCAGCUGUGAAGACGAUGAUGAGAUUUCCAGUGGCGUUUACUCCUCGUCUGCUGCCUCUCAAGGCAUGGCUGCUCCCACUUCUCAACAACACAGUAGUAGCAACGAUCUGUAUUCGGGUUCGACGUUGUUGUUGGCCGAAAAGGAUCGUCAGAUUCAACAACUCAAGCUGGCACUGGACGCUGCCUUGCGAGACCAUUACAUUCUGGAAGAACGAGUUAGUCAACAGCAACAGCAAAUGGAUAUUCUGCAGCGAUUCUCGCAACAAGAUAAGCAAACGAUUGCCCGGCUGGAAGAACAGAUCACGCGGCUCCGAGACGCCGGUUUCACAUCGGCUGCCAGCAGUGUGGCGUACACGACGGAUGACGACGACGACGACGACUGCUUUGACGACAAUGAUAGUCAAGUGCGAGAUCAGAUUGCGGCCGUCAAGGCAUCGUUGGAACAGGGAUCUCAUCAGGCCAAGGCCAAUCAAGUGUCACUCACGCAAGAACUAGAAACCUCACGGCGACUGCGACAAAAGUUGGCCAAUCGUAAGGGGUGCCACCAAGCGGCUAGUGAUCGAUCAGCAUCGUCCUCAUCGCCACCAGCAACUCCGACUAGUACUGUUCGCUACCACCACAACAACAAUCCAUCCUCCAACCAUAGCCUGUCGCUGACACAACAAAUCGCAACGUUGGUUACUUCCGUACAGGAACAAGAACAGUACAUGGCCGAAAUUGCUCAGUCCUUCCAGAACGACAAGGCAACCAUUCCAGUGUCACUCUACCAGGCCGAAAUUCAACAGUGGAAACUGGCACUCAAACAACUACAAACUUACAACCACGCAGACGACGACGACAACAACAACACUGACACUCGGAUGCUACAAGAGACACUCGAGCAAUCCAGCCAACUGCUCGAGCAAGCCAAUGUCAAAUUGCAGCAGUUGGAGGCAGCGUUGUCUCUAGCACAAGGAGAAUCUCAAGAUUCUCAGGCACGGGCUGCUACGUUGUUUCAAGUGGUACAGAAACUUCAGCGGGAUAAGGAAGAAGAAAUCCAUUUGCUGGACAUUGUGAUGCAACAUUUGAUUGACCUGGAACAACAACAACAACAGGAACAACAGCCGCAAAGGACACGCAAAACAAAGUAA